Capronia coronata CBS 617.96 is the source of this 1353-nucleotide messenger RNA. RefSeq lists its product as uncharacterized. Gene Ontology annotation, cellular component: plasma membrane. Gene Ontology annotation, molecular function: dipeptide transmembrane transporter activity; allantoate transmembrane transporter activity. Gene Ontology annotation, biological process: transmembrane transport; tripeptide transport; dipeptide transport. The transcript has 6 exons. The record is from RefSeq and is a predicted model, not a curated record. NCBI's taxonomy places the organism in Eukaryota, Fungi, Ascomycota, Eurotiomycetes, Chaetothyriales, Herpotrichiellaceae. Bases 1 to 1353 code for a protein of 450 amino acids.
AUGAUUCCUCUGAUGGGCUUCUGCUACAUGCUGCAGUUCAUGGACAAACUAGCCCUCAGCCAGGCGACACAGCUCGGAUUGUUGGAGGACUUGAAACUCCAUGGAGCUCAGUACUCCUGGUGCUCGUCGAUCUUCUACUUCGGCUACAUAGCCUGGAGUUGGCCAACCUCCUACCUCAUUGUUCGAUUUCCGGCCGGAAAGUACCUUGGCGUCACUGUAUUUUGCUGGGGUGGUAUUCUGAUGUGCCACGCCGCCUGCCACAGUUUUGCAGGCCUGAUGGCCACCCGAUUCUUUCUUGGGGUGGGUGAGGCGGCCGUCGCCCCGGGAUUUGCCCUGAUAACAGGAAUGUUCUAUACGCGCAAAGAACAACCAGCUCGACAAGGAGCUUGGUGGGUUGGAAAUGCCAUUGCCAACAUGAUCGGUGGCCUCGUGGCAUAUGGUGUCGGCAAGAUCACAACAUCGUCUCUCGACCAUUGGAAGCUACUGUUCCUCAUCCUGGGAUCCGUCACUGCAGCCUAUGGCGUGGUCUUGUUUCUCUUGUUGCCAGACUCGCCCACCAAGGCCAUUUUUCUCAACGAGAAGGAAAGCCAAAUCGCACUAAGCCGCACCAUCGAGAACAAGACGGGCCUUUUGGAUGACAACAAGUUCGUGCGGCAACAGGCGAUUGACGCUUUGCUCGACCCUCAGUUGUGGCUGUUGUUUCUGUAUACUUUCACCGUCAACCUGGCAAACGGUGGUUUGACCAGCUUCAGCACAAUCGUCAUUGCAGGGUUUGGCUUUUCGCGCCUCAAUUCGCUCCUGGUACAAAUGCCAUUAGGCGCCGCUCAACUGAUCUUCUUAAUCUUGACUUCGGGCGGCGCUAGCAUAAUUCCAUCCUCCCGUUCGUUGUUCAUGCUCUUGAACACCAUUACCUCUGUGGUAGGAAUGGCCAUGGUGUAUGCACUCGACGACCGCGCAGGCCGCCUAGCUGGUCUGUGUCUGUCCGCCGUGUUCGCUUGCAACAUCCCGCUGUCCCUCAGUUUGGUCAGCUCCAACGUCGGAGGCUUCACGAAGAGAUCCGUCGUCAGUACGACAAUGUUCGUCGCAUACUGUGUGGGAAACAUCGCUGGGCCACAAUUCUUCUUGGCCCGUGAAAAACCAAGAUAUAAAACUGGACUUAUAGCUUCCCUUUCGGGGCUGUGUUUAGGUGCUUUCUUCAUCGCUUGUCUCCUCGUCUACUACAUUUGGGAAAAUCGCCGCAGGGACAGGCGCUUUGGCCCAGCGCAGAGGAGUUCGAGUGUGGUUGAAGACCUGAGAGAAGACCUUGCAGGCAAGACUGAUCGACAGCUCACCAGCUUCCGAUACGUCAUUUAG